AGGCGGCACGCCUUCCAUUGUGGUCGACCGUGAAUUCGGUCAUCAGCACCCGGCCGACUUGGCAGCUCUUUGGCGAGUACUAUACGCUUACGGGACCCGACCGGCAGCGAGCAUCAACAAGACGACGACGAGUCAGACGGGGAGGCGUCUCGAAGGUUCGUUCUGCGCGCAGUCGUCGGGCGACCUUGGUCGUGGUAUCCCCCUCGCCCUCCUCGCCCCGUCCGGCGCAUUGAAAAGGAGGCACGCCUGAAUCGGUCCCGUCAGUUGCCUCGGCGAGAACGCGGAGCAUCCCACGACGCCAGUUUGAUCCUCUUCCAGCCCAGCGGAAGGACUACCGGUCGUGCUCGUUUUAUUCGUUUGGGGACACCGCUCGCAACUAAGCCAUGCUGGUGUAUCGGCCGUCGAUGCUGUUGCUGGUCGCGCUGGCCUGCCUCGCGGUUCGCUCCUCGGGCCUGGAGAAGGAAGAUGACUCGGAGGAAGUCGAGUCCCCGGCGACCGAGGAUCGGGACUUCGAGGGUCGAGGUUCCGAGGGUCGCGGCUCCAGGGAGGGACGGUUUUUCAACCUGAACGGCUUCUUUAGACCUCAGAUACACGGAAGGAUCCGUCCUCACGUGGGCCACGUGCCCUUGGUGUCGACCCUGGUGUCUCCGGAGCGCGACGAGGGUCUUCCUUCGGGCGGCUCCGAGGCCGAUCCCGAAGCCGGCGCCGCUGGAGGCGCCGUUUGGGACGACGACGGCAGCGCCACGGCCGUGUUCGUCAACCGGCCCUGGGUGCACGACGGACUCGGCAACUUCUUCGGACUCGGGUUCCCUUCCUUCCAGCCCUGGUACAAAGGGCCCAACGUGUGCAAGCUGAGCAAGGAGGUGAACGACGACGCCGAGGGCAACGGGUCGCUGGCCUUCGCCUUCAACUUCCAGUCGAAGCAGUGCCAGGAGACCGAAGACGCCUUCAUCUGCACCACCAAAAUCAGGACGAUGAACGAGAGCAAGACCACGACGGAGACCUUUGUCUGUUGCCACGGCUUCGUUCGCAGGAAGGAUGGUGCUGCCGGCUGUAUGCAAGUGGAUCUGAAGGACCUGAUGACUACCAUGAAGGACAUUGGUGCUUCCAAGUUCGUUGACGUCAUUGAAGACAACAAACUGGACGAGGAAUUGAAGAAGGAAAAUGUGACCAUCUUCAGCCCGACCAACAUCGCACUCAAGGACAUUGAGCAAACGAAUGAGGUGACGAGCAGCCAGGACGAAGAGCAGGGCAAGAUGGUCAAAGGUCACGUCGUGAAAGGCAUGCUGAGGACGAGCGACUUCCGCGACGAGAUGGUUCUCGAAACCCUGGACGGGAGGUCUUCCAUCCGCAUCAACGAGUUUUACAACCCUGCCAAGCUGAUGACGGCCAACUGCGUGCCGAUCGUGUCGACCAACAACCUGGCGACCAAUGGCGUGGUGCACGUGGUGGACGAGGCCCUGCCAUCGCCCAACAUGACCCUGCUCGAGAUGAUCAAGACCGACCCGCAGUUCAGCAUCCUCAGAACGCUACUGCCGUCCUCCGACCUCGAGACUAUGCUUUCCGACACGUCUGGCCACCACACCGUGCUGGCGCCCAACGACGACGCCUUCUCCAAGGUUGACAGCGAAACGCUGAAGAAGUGGCAGAAUGGCGAGGCCUGCGUGGGCAAGCUGCUACGGGGCCACGUGCUGUCCCACGUGAUCUGCUCGAUGGCGGUGCCCUCAUCGGCGCGCGUGCGCAACUUGAACAACGAGCCUGUGACCCUCGAGCGGGACGGCGACAAGCUCUUGGCCGAUGGUAGCGCCGUAGUCGCCCGCGACCUCAUGGCCACCAACGGUGUCAUGCACGUCAUUGACCAGCUCAUGAUGUCCCAAGAGAGCAAGUCGCUGGUGCAAACGCUGAUGGACAGCCAAAUGGCUGACCUGGUGCACCUGAUCGAAUCGGCUAACCUGACGUCAGCCUUUGCCGGUCUGGACAACUUCACCUUCUUUGCGCCGUCUCCUGAUGCGCUCAAGGAGGUGUCCCUCAAGGAGUGGGAGGACAUGAAGUCCAGCGGCCGGCUGGCGCAGAUGCUCAACUUCCACAUGGUUCCGUCCAAGCUGGCGCCCAGGAGCUUCUUCAACAACAUGCUUCUGCAGACGGCCGAGGGUGACGACAAGAUUCGGAUGAACGUCUUCCCCAGGGCUUUCUCGUUUGAGAGACCCACUGUGACAGCCCAGUGCGCCCGAGUGGUGAGCGCGAACAACCCUGUUUGUGGAGGCACCGUCUACCUCAUCGACAAGGUCCUCCGUCCUGCUGGAGGCGACGUGCUGGAGGUGAUGGAGUCCGCGGGCAACUUCGCCACCUUCCUGAACCUGGUGAAGGAGUCCGGCAUGGCGGACCAGCUGCGCUCCAACGCGGGGCCCUUCACGGUGCUGGCGCCCACGGACCAAGCCUUCCAGAGGCUCUCCAAGAAGAUGCUGGCCAGCCUCCAGGGAGAAGAUGCGGAAUCCUUCGUCAAGCAGCACAUCCUCCCAGAGAUGGCAUGCACCAGCGGCAUUGGACACAACGGUUUCCUCAACCGUCUUGAGUACCGAAGCCUGGACGGAAACACGGUGCCCACCCAGAGAAGUCUGCGGGGCAAUGUCUACUUCGGAGGCGCCAGGGUCUCCAAGGGAGACCUGAUGGCCCGCAACGGUGUGGUCCACGCCGUCGAAAGGGUGCUUGGCGCGCAGCCAGAAAGUCAAGACCGACUCGGCUUUGGCUUCAACUUUGACUUCCACCCCUUCUUCCGGUCAUUCUAGAAGGAAAAGACGAGAGGGUGCAGUCGUUUGCGCGCUGGUAGCACAAAGGACUCCACUCCCUCUAGGUGACUGGCAAGGGGUGGUUCGGGCGCGCGUUAAAGCGGGAUGGCUGACUUAGAUGACGUCACACUUUAUAGUUUGCUGGCUAGUGGACGUGCUCUGCGGAUAGCGGCGGUGGGUUUAGGUACGCAGGCUUUAGGCUCUAUAGGAUAAUCGAGCCAUAGUUUUCUGUUGAUUAUCAAUUUAUGGCGUUGUUGAGUCUAUUUUUUAACGACGCGGCUGGAUUACAAAAGGACAAUGCAACUCCAUUUGAUUGAGCUUUUCCACAAUUUUUUUUUCUCAUUGUAGAAACAGCCAUCCCAUUUUUGCUACGUCCUCCCGUUGAACGCUGUGCGGCUACGGAUUUUUUUUCAGCGUUUCUCGUGGCAUUGGCUACGUAAACACAGUUAUUUAGGACGCUGCUAUAUUGGCACUGUAAAUACAUUUUUUUUUCCGGGCAGCCAUUUUACAGCGUCUGGAUUGUUUGGAAGAUUAAAACAAGAAAAAAAAACACAAAAAAAACUGACGGCGCACGGCGACUGUUCCCGGGAUCAUUCGUUGCCGCUUCACUGCGUCCUUGAAGAAGGUCUCCGCACCUGUUGUAGCUCUGCAAACAUGACCGGCUGAUCUCGGGGUGAUCCAUUACCGGGGCUGGGCUCGGUGGCUUCCAUGUUUGCGUUCGCUUGUCGUUUACACUUGAACAUAGUAAUAAAGAAAAAAGUUUCUCUCCG
This is a messenger RNA of Ixodes scapularis (black-legged tick), 3556 nucleotides long. Its product is annotated as transforming growth factor-beta-induced protein ig-h3. NCBI's taxonomy places the organism in Eukaryota, Metazoa, Arthropoda, Arachnida, Ixodida, Ixodidae. The record is from RefSeq and is a predicted model, not a curated record. Gene Ontology annotation, biological process: cell adhesion; extracellular matrix organization. The transcript has 14 exons. Gene Ontology annotation, molecular function: cell adhesion molecule binding. Gene Ontology annotation, cellular component: extracellular matrix. The coding region runs from base 384 to 2786 and encodes 800 amino acids.